AUUUUUGCAGGGAACGUCAAGGAACUAACAGCGAUGUAACGAAAGAGGUUGGCUUGAAAAUGUGUGAAGCUUUUGAAUAUUUUGAUAAGGUAGGUCGCGUCGACAGAACAUGCUAUUGGCAUUGACUUUCAUAAUCUGUGAUCAUGACCGUGUUUAGUAGAUAUAUAACACGACUUAGCCGUCUAUCUAAUAUAAAAAUGUGCUCGACUUCAUUUCACAGAGUAGUAGUUGUCGAAUCGAAAUAUUUUGUAUUUUGUUCUGGCUCUUACUUGGAAUCUUUUGAUAUUCCUGUAAUGUAGUUCUUGUUUUAACUUCAGGAAGAUUACGCAAAGUCUACUGAGUUGCUGGCUCCAUUAAAAUACAAGUUUGUAAAAGUUGGUGGAAGCAACGCUCAAGUAAGUUUUACGACAGGGAAUAUACAGGGAGCAAAUCCGAAAUUCAAUUAAGAACUUUAAGUAAAUUUCUGGAGUGACUUGAAAGAAAGUUUUAAAUACCUUCGGUUAAAUGGAUGGAGAAGUAAUAUGUUUUGUAACAAAGCAACGUUGCCUACAAUGCAACCGUUAUUAACAUAAUUUUAUGCUAAAAUGCAAUGAAUAUGACCAUAAAUUGAGGCUGUGAUAUUUCAUUCCGACUUUUAAUUUUCUGAUCGAGGGUGCAGAAAGUUUGUUGAUUUUACCUGGAUGUUACACACAUCCCAUAGACUCCCCUGUAUAUAAUAUCCACUUUUGGCGUUUACUAGCCUUCUCCGCAGGCAUCUCACCCGACGAAUCGGGUGGUGGGAAAAAGUUUGGUGAGAUGCCUGCCAUAAAUCGACACAAAAAUUUGCACUGCGCAUACCGGCUCGCGCAUGCAAAUUUCGACAAACUCAAACUUAGGGGGAGUAGGAAGGGCUUACGGCAAGGAGUGAAGAAAAUUUUGUUUUCAACACGAUGGCUUACAAGACGAGUAAAACUGUAAAAUUAACGAAUAAUCCUGGUCUUCAACAUUGCAAAUACAAAGGGAACUUUGACUAAGGAGCUGAGAACGUUAUCGAGAGCCGACGCAGCGAUUUACUGGGAUUGUUUAGAGACAACGAGUGACUUUGCAGAGCAGUGAAUUCACGUUGUCGUCGAUUCAUGUCAAGACAUUUAUCAAGACAAGGUUUCAAUUGAAAGUUUAUCGUUGAUAUAUACAAAUUUCUAUUCAAAUUGUUGACGACAUUUUAUAUCAUAAUAAGCUGAAAGUGCAGUGAUUUAGUCGAAAUUAUAACACGAAAAGGAACGAUCGAAAAUUGUCAAUAUAUAAAUGUAAAUUCAACUGUUGACAUCUGUGCCUGCGUAUUAAAUAUAUAAACACCUCUUGCCUUGUUUUAUAAAUAGUACGCUUGUAUGGAAGGAAAUCUUUAAUAGAAGUCUCAAACAAAUAGCUUUCUUAUUGUGGAAUACACUGUGCAAUUUAUUCCUUGGUCGCAAUGGGCAAAGACAAAGUUUACAAACUUGAGUGUUUCAGAUGUGGCGAAAAUUAGCAAAAGCUUUCUUAAAUCAGUGGCUCCGUUUUAUAUAUGGGUGUGAGUUAUGUAGACAUAAGGGAAAGGACAACUGGAAUUUAAUAAGAAUCUAAUAGUUUUCCAUAUGGUGCAACAGGGUAUAAAGACCUGUCUUAAUAACAUUUGCCUUGGAUUUGUUAAUUAACCAUUGGAGACAUUACAUACAUUCCAUUUUGCUUGCCAAAGUUCACAGACAAAAUAUUUACAUGGUAAAAUCCAUUUUGCAAGGCAAAUUUCCCUAUAACCAUACAAACAGUCACUGACGAAACUUCCCAGUGAUAGACGUGUUUUCAGGGAUGGAUCCAGCAUGAUCUGGUAGGGGGGUGCUCUGCCAGCUCUGGUGUCGAGUGACUCGAGUUGUGUCGUCAUGUGUGCAGCCCGCCAUUAAUAUACAGCAACAGCAGUAUUUUGACAAUUUGGCAAAACAACCUCCAUGUGGUACAAGUGUACUGUGUACAAUAUCUCAUUUUGUCUCUAAUAUUUUUUGCUUUAUCAUGAAAAAUAGCACACACACACACCCUGGCCAGGGCUAGGGAGGGGGGUGUGCACCCUCCCCCCCCCCAGUAAAUGCAUCCCUGCAUGUUUUGCUAUUAAUUGUUACAUUACAACCACCCAGAAGUCUUUCAAUGGUGGGUAUAUAUUAAUUGUAAGCUGUGAAACUUUAGAUAAACCCAUUGUCUGCACUCUCCCCCUGAAUAGUAAAAUUGUCUGAUGUUAGACAGAGUAAAAGCAGGGGCGUGCCGACAAUGGAUGAAACAACAAGAACUUGUUGUGGGCCCCUGGCAUUGUAGGCUCUUACAUGAUACAUGCCGAUCUAGAUAUAUUAUAUUUAAAACAAACAUAUGUUAAGAGCAAUUUUAUUUAAACAUGAACAAGGGAGAUACAUAUAAUUAGAGAAUAUACAGAUACAUCAUAAAUUUCUUUAUUUAUCAAAUCAUGGAUGUCAUGUGGCCAGUACGUGUAACACAACUAGGCAUAUACUAUAUUAGAAAGAGGUUGUACAUGUGUCACAAUGCAACUUAAUGCGUUUAGCAUGUUCACAUGAUAUUAAUUAAGCCCUUAUUAAGGGGGUGGGUUCGAGUUAACUAUUCAACCAAGUGAAGCCUGGUUUAUAUAUACCUGCUGUUUGUUGAUGCGCUAUUGUUGUUAAAAGUUCAACUAAAUAAUUCACAAAAGAAUGUAUGCAUCAACAGCUGUAAACAAUGAUAAUGCAGGCAUAUGUAAACCAGGCUUAAGAUGCCAACAAAAUCUUGAUUUUUGUAGUAAUCAUAUUUCUGUAGUUGAUAUUUCCAAGUUGUUAUCUCUCCUCACUUAUUGAAAUGGUUGCUUCAACAGAAAGAUCUUUUCCUUUUAUAUAUCAAUUCACUUAACAUGUUGCCAAAUGUCUGAUGAUUUGACUAAAAUUAGUAAAAUAUAAUCAAAAUGUCAACCCCUUCAUAUAAAUAAACAUGCCAAAAUAAUAUUCCAGAAAACAAUACAAUUUAAUAUAAUCCCUUUAUUAAACAAUUAUACCUUUCGUAUCGUUCCAUUCUUCGUUUUGCGUUCGAAAUUAUGCCAGAUAAUUUCUUCAAAUUGUAGUUCCUCGGCUGAACAAUUGAUACAUUGUAAACAUUUGGCUGAUUCGAGCGAGCGAUUCAAUUAAAUUUGAACGUCGUUUUUAGACCGCGAGAGACAUUGUGAUAUAUAAUCCUUUCAAUUGACCAACUAAUUUUAGUAUAACUUGGAUAUUUCGAUGCAUUAUAAAACAUUUUGUAAAGUUAAUACUCGCAAGCUUCGCUCCACGCCUGAAGAUUUCAAACUGAAUAUAUAAUUAGGGUCAAAAACCUACUUAGGGGGUGGGGUACAUUGACACGGCCACAAGGUACAUUGACACGUCCAUUUUGUUCGAUUUAUGGCAGGCCGCUCUCCCAGAAAAUUUUUUUCAAAACCCAUUCGCAGGCUAGAACCCAUAGAGAGGCCUGCGGAGGAGGCUAGGCGUUUACUAUCUUCAAAUAUUUUAUUCACUACUAUUAUUAUAAUUAAUAUUUAAUAACAGCGGAAAAGUAACAAUUUCAAUAAUUUCGCCCUUCUAGAGAGACGUGUUUCAUCUACUGCUUAUUCACUCUGCCAUGCGCUCGCCUCUUAAAUCACAUCAGUGUCUUGCAAGGUAAGGUCAUAUCAAACAGAGCUUCCCAACCGUUGGGUGCAUGCAUUUUUUCAAACAGAUUCCUUUACAUAAUUAUGUGGUGGUUAACGAGGGAAAUACGAGACUCUUAAUAAUCAGAUAAAUACGGGUGGUAUGAGACUGCAUGCGCGGCUACCGAUUUGGUUAAUUGUCACUUAGUUUAAGUAAAUGAAUGAAAUCCGGACGAAAUUGCAUUUGUACCAGUGUACUGGGCGAUCACGUACGUCAAACCAAAAAUUUAAGAUCCCCUUGCAUAGGAGAACUAUCAUCAUUACCAUUUUUUGUCGUUGUCAUAGACGGUGUCUAGAAUCGUGGCUAUAUCAAUAUAAAUAAUCGUGCAUUAAGCUUUGGAAAGGAUAUAACCCUAUCAAUAUACGAUAGCAACUCCGCCUUGUCCUGUGAUGACGUCAUCCAUUGGUAUGCAAGCAGCUUGCACGUUGCGACUUUAGAUCUUCAUACAUGGCCAUAACUGGAGAGUCGCAACGUUGGGUUUUGAAUGUAAUUUCUUCGGCAAUCGCAUUCAUAUACUUAAAUAAACCUGAUAAACUUAGCAAAUGAAUUUGGAAUGGACACUUUUAUUUAUUUAUUUAUUUAUUGUGCUUCGCUUCCAAACAUUAUACAAUAAUUGCAUUAAAGAAGCUGGGACACUACAACAGCUUAACACCAAUUACAGUGGGCCCUUUAGGGGUUGACAAAAGCUAAGAGCGAUAGCCCUUCCAAUAUAUCCCAAACGAUUGCUGACUAUAGCUAUAAGGGCGCUUUCCAUUCACAUGACCAAAUUGGCCAAAUUGUUACAGUGCGUCUACAGUAAGUGGGGCCACUUAGAGAAUACUAACCAAUCACAUUGCUAAACAAAAAUAGAAAAAAAUCAACAAACGGCGCAUUAGAGAAUCAGCAUUAGGUAAAAAACAAUUUCAACAAAUAAACAAAUGUUAAACUGUAAAAAUAUAUCUUAAAAGUAAACACAGCAGUUACUGGCUUCCUGAAGCGAACUCCAUGCUUUCUUUUGAUUGUACGAGCUUUAGUUUGAUUAGGUUUCUAUUUUUGUCCUGCAAUCUGAUUCGUUAGUGCUCUCUAAGUAGCCCCACUAACUGUAGACGCACUGUAAAAGGAAAACAAAACUUUUCGAUUCCUUCGUUUCUGACUGUAUAUUUGGAUCAGCUCAGGAGCAUGUCCACUUAUAACCCAAAUAGUGUAUUAUAGUUAGGUGUGACAUGUACUGAUUCCUUCUAAAUUAUUUCCUUUCAGAAGUUUGUUGGCUGAAAGAAAAGCCAAGAAAGAAAAUUCGCCGAUGACCGACAGACUAAUGCUGAAAGCCGUAGCAAUGCAUUAGAAUGAUUAUACAUUAAUUAAAUUAUCAAUUAUUCUUGCACGGGUUACCGCAGUUAAGGAACAGGUCAUUAAUAAUGGGAGGCGGUGGGCGGUGCGUGAGAAAAGGGGGACGGCUUCAACUAUUUUUUCCGAAUUGGGGGCGGCUUUAAACUGAAAAAUAUGUGACAUGGGGCGACCCCAAAUUUUUAAUACUUUCCAACUCAUUUUCAAAAUAUUCCUAUAGUUCCUAUAAUUGUAGUUUCAAUAGUAUAUUACGUAUAUGCAGUUCACCAUAGAAGUCGGAGUAAAUAACAACCAUUUCACAGCGGGCAGAAAAGCACAAUUGUGUUAUAAAUAAUUUGUGGUAAUUCCAGCCAUGUAAUCUAUUGUGUAACUAAUUUUUUAUAAUAGUUUGUGUUAAAUGGCAAAAUCUGUAAAAUAAAAUAAAAUAAAUACCUUGUUAUCAACCA
Messenger RNA from Paramuricea clavata, 5470 nucleotides. NCBI's taxonomy places the organism in Eukaryota, Metazoa, Cnidaria, Anthozoa, Malacalcyonacea, Plexauridae. The record is from the annotation of a GenBank genome assembly.